AUGGAAGUGACCGACGUCGAAGGAGGAGUCGACUGCCAAAGGGAGAAGGGGCCAGUGCUGGGCGAUGGUCUCCUUCGAACAUGUUUGCAUAAGCCAUUCGAACUGCCGGAUUUUGUCACUGCAGAUCUGCAUCCAUCUCUUCUGAAGCGGCUGAAAGCCGCAGAAGGCUCGAUACUGGCAGCCAAAGUUCGACGAAGGACUUUUGGCAACAUCAACAAGGCUGAUGUCGACGAACUUUGCCAACUGCUUCAAACCAAGGCAAAACAAGACCCCUUGGAGGACAAAGAAUCUCCCAAGGUUCUAGAUUUGGAGGGCUUCAUCCUUUUUUCUGGCCCUUUGCUUGGUUUGCCGUUGCCGGCGCUGAGCCGUGCGCGCGACGAGAGGGACUCGGAGGACGAGCUGCCGCCGCUGCCGGAGAUGCUGCGCUUUCCAGAGGCGGAGGCCAUCUUCCAGAAGCUUCCCUUGGACAAGGAUGGUUUCGUCUCUGCUGAAGCCUUUGCCGAGGAGUUGGCAGGCAAAAGCCAGGUGAUGGAAUUUCUGGAGUCCCAGGCUGCCAAGUGUUCGAUUCCCAUGAAGAGCCGAGAGAAAUUGGAAAGGCUGAUCAAUUGGCGGAUUGAACGGGACGACGCUUUGGGGACCUUGUUCUUCACCUUUGUGCUUCUGAUUAUCUUUUACCUCGUGGUGCAGGUAAACCUGGACAUCAAGAGCAACCAAGAAGCUGAAACCGCCGUGAGAAGCUACAUCUCAACCUUUGGAUCUCAGCUCUCGGGGCCCUUUAUGGAUCAACACAUUAGCGACGUGAGCUCCUUCUGGAGUUGGGCAGAAGAAUCUGCCCUGGCAGCUUUCUUCGGAGUCGCGGCCAUCGGUGCUGAUGGCAUCACCAGAUUUCACGUCGCAGGUUCCAAUGUCUUGCUGGGCGACGUGAUGGUCACUCACACAAACAAGGAUGGAGACGUGUCUUCCGAGUGGCUGCUUCACAGCACUGCUGCCCAGAGCUAUUUGUCUACCAGCAACUCUUCGGACUACCUGGGUGCUGCCAGGGCGGCCAUCCAAAGCUUCCGGAGGAGCAACAGCGAUCUCAAUGAUCCGCAUUCUCGAGCCAUCACCUUGAGCUGUAGCAUCCACAAUGCACCGGCGAGUAAACUGCUGCUGGUGCGCGUGAGCUCGCUCUUCUUUAUCACAGGUGACAUGGACCUACAGAUUUUUUCGACGGCUUGUGCAGAUACAGCAGAGAUUCUGGUGGAGCAAAUGGUGGUGAACAUUCUCUUCGUUUGCUGCAUUAUUUGGUUGGCCUAUGCCGAGCUCAAGGAUGCUGUGGCAGCGAUGGCCCAUGGAUGCAAGGCGUUUACAGAGUACUGGGGAGUCUGGAACUCUGUUGAUUGGAGCUGUAUCGCCCUGUCCAUUGUGACCAUGAUUGUCUGGGGGGUCAGACUGGGGUAUAUCAACUCGGACCAGCUGCAGGCCGUUCAGAAGGACGGCUUUGACGCUAUGGCGCUUACGAAGCAGGAACUGCAGACGAUGCAGGACGAGCUUCAAGUGAUCAGGGCCUGGUCCAUUGCAGUUCGUGCCUUAACGACCUGCCUUGCCGUCACGAUCAUCUUGCAAUUCUUCAAGGGAUUCCGUGCAAAUCCACGACUUCAAAUCGUGGCAGAUGCCAUCUUGAAAAGUUUGAACAACGUGGCGCACUUCUUCUUGAUCUUCUGGACGCUGUUUGCUUGCUUCGCCAUCAUCGCGCAUAUGUUGUUUGGCAGUGACAUCAUCCUGUUCUCCUCACUGCUGUCCAGUUUGGAGGCCAGUAUGAGCACACUGAUGGGCGAGUUCGAAUGGUAUGUGCAGAUGGCAGGCAAGAAGUCUGGCUAUUUGAAUUCUGGUAUGCCAAUGGUAUUCGUUCACCUAUGGUUCGUGAUAUAUAUUUGCUUUGCGCUGCUGGUACUGUUCAACAUGCUCUUGGCCAUGGUGUUAGACAGCUACGGGGCAGCUGCACAGGUUCUUGGCAAGAGAGCAGAUGCACCGACCAUCGUCACGCAGACUUGGCGCUAUAUUCGGCGAAUGCAGGAGACACGUGGUUUCAUCCCUCUAAGAACUUUGGCGCGGGAUUUGCUGAGCCUUGAGUGUCACCCGGGCAAGGUGGUGACCGUUACGUCUCUUCAAGCCGCCUUUCCUCAGAUGAAGCACGAGCAGGCCGGGUAUCUGAUGCGGACCUUGUUCCAGGAGGACAAGCGACAGAAAGCGACACAGCAGGUUCUGGAGGGCCAGGAUAGCGGCGCCUCGCAGGACUUUGACCCGAAGGAAGUGGCCAAUGCCUGCCUGCCAGCCUUCCAUGCAGCCACUCAGCCAUUGCUUACCGAGCUGAUCUCGACAUUGACCACGUUCGAAAGCAAGGUGGCGACACUGCAAUCCAAUGGUCUUUUGGAUGCGGCCACAGUGGACAGCCUCAGAACGAGCUUCGCCAAGGAAAUGGUGACUGAGAUGAACGGUGGGAAAGAAAGGCCGAUUGAAAGGAGGUUCCAGGGUCCAAGAGCCCAUAAGAUCCAGGUUCAGCUGUGCUGCGGAAGUCCCGAGGAGGAUGGUUUUGGAGUGGAGCGGAUUUGA
Molecule: messenger RNA, 2592 nt
Organism: Cladocopium goreaui
Lineage: Eukaryota; Dinophyceae; Suessiales; Symbiodiniaceae
Source: the annotation of a GenBank genome assembly